UGCGGCUUUAUGCUCCCUCAGAUCUCAGCGUCCGACCCAGGCCAUCACGGACACAUGUCAGGGUAUUGCAUCUCUGUAUUGUGGAUUCUGGGCUGUGAUUGGCUGAGGGUUGACAGUCUAACAUUUGUAUGUAGUGACAGCGAACGAAGUAAACAUAGUGCGUCAAAUGCAGAAAAAAUUAGCUCACAUUGUACACUAACAUGGUUGGGGACUAGAAGCACAGCAUCUGAGCGCGACAAGGCUAUCGCGAUGGUUCUAAGCGCUGACCAUAACACAACUGCAGACUACUUUGAAAUGGCUAACCCAGGCAUUUUUGAUCAACAGGACGAAAUCCAUUCGUUCAUUGAGUCUCUGCUACCGCAUGUCAAGUCCUUUGCAUACACUUGGUUCAACCUGCAAGCAAGAAAACGGAAGCAUUACAAGAAACAUGAAGUUCGGAUGACACCAGCCGAAGAAAAGCGAUGCAAGGAAGAAUUGGAUGCUGAAGCGCCCGAAAUUAAAACAAAGUGGGCCUCAAGACUACUUGGCAAACUACGCAAGGACAUAAACGAUGAAUGUCGAGAGGAGUUUGUGACGGCGAUCGCAGGAGCGAAGCCAGGCUCGAGUUGUCGUUGUGUCAUUUCUAAGCACGACCAAAAGGGAAAGAUGCGGCGAAUUGACUGUCUUCGCCAGGCUGACAAGGUCUGGAGAUUGGACCUUGUAAUGGUGAUUCUAUUUCGAGGAAUUCCUUUGGAGAGUACUGACGGUGAACGACUAGGGAAAUCGGAACAUUGUCACCAUCCAGGACUAUGUGUUCUACCGAACCACAUCACAGUCACCGUCCGAGAACUAGACUUAUAUCUAACGAACUUUAUGUGCACAAGAGACCAUAAAGAGGAUUCCGAUACUCAAAACAGCGCUCCAAAUUCACCCGCAGACCAGCAAGCUCGAAUCCAGAGAUUGUCCAGGGACAAUAACCUUGUACUGUCUGGAGUUUUCACUGUUACAGAGCUAUACAGAUGCUCUAAAACUCCUAUACGCUAUGGAAGUAACCAAGGGCUGGUGUUAGGGUUUGACAGCCCCCCAUAUGUCCCAGAAACCAAUUUGGAACAACGAUUUCCUCAAGCACUAAACAUUCAGAGUAGAACAGACCCUCAUGAACUGCGAUACCGAAAGAAAAGAACUUUAAGUUCCAUAUCAUCAGUUGAUGAGGACAUUAUUGAUGAUGACUAUGUUCAUUCACCGUCUGGAUUUUCUCCUCAGAAUAGUGGUUGGCCAGGCGAUAUUGAUGCAGGAAUGGUACAAUCACCAGUCAUACCAUUUCCAGUCAAAAUCAAACCAGAACAGAACCCUACUGGUUACACCAUGAUGGAUCAACAAUCUAAUGUGUGCUGUGGCAUGAAUGAGCCCCAGUCUCCAUCUAUUAAUACUUAUAACACCCAGCAACAACACGUCCAACCAAGGCCUGUCAUGUCACCCGAUUACAACAACAACAUGAAUGAUGCAUACCUGCAGGCAUUAGCUGGACAAAAGAGUUUGAAUAUGAAUGGUGGCAUAGGGUCAAUGCAUACACAGCAACAGGGAUUUCAGUUUAGAAUACCAACAGGACCUGUACCAACAAUAGGUUCAGCUCCAGGUCGAACAGGAUCUAUAACUGCAGAGUAUGCUCAGUAUUUGGACAGACCUCGUUCAAGUUCUGUUCCAUCACCAAGACAGAUGGGAAUAGGGCCUUCAGCUGUCAUUCCUCCGUCAUCUCUCCGAUCCCAAAACCAUGUUGGUAUGGUGAAUGGAAAUAGUACAAACAGUAGUAAUAUUAGUAGUGCAAACCAAUCAGGUCAGUCACCAACACGGCAUUCACCUAUUCCUACUAGUCCGUCUAGUAGAAGUCCACCAUCUGGUAUCACGCUGAAGACAACACUACAAAUUAUCCAGGCAGCUGUAAGCAACUCUCAAACUAUGACACCAACUCUAUCAAACCAAUCACAAGUUUUCACUUAUGGCAACUUCAACAAUUCUCAAAUGCCGACAAGUAUGAGCCCUAAUAUGCCCAUGGGCGUGUCACAUAGAUUCAGACUCCCAACACCACCACCUCAGCUCACCCCGUCCAACAACACUGGUGAUGAUGAAAGUGGAGAAUACCAGCAAAUUGUCCAGACUUUGAAUGGAAUGGCAUCUGAUGUUUCUAUGCUUGAAAGUAAGACAUCAGUACAAUAGGCACAGAUGAUAGAGACUAUUACCACAUCAAUACCUCUAUACCAGAAACUGUUGGCUCAUCAAGAAGGAUAUCAUCUUAAAACCUUCAUUAUCAAAGGAGAAAAGUACUCUAAUAGAUAGAAGAGUUGUUCCAAAAGACUUUUCCAAGGGCUUGUCAGAGGAAGACUUGUCCAGGAAGGAGGGUGGUAGGGUUUGUCCAGGCAGUAGUUUAUCUGUGCAUUAAAAGAAUCCAAGUAGGUGAAAUAUCUAUAGUGACAGAUUCAGUACCAUUAAAACCAUAGUCUUGCUGAGUACCUAAGGUAUCAGACAUUGCCAGUUAAUGUUAUAGAAGAUGACAGCAACAGUCAUAUUUGUACUAGCAUGCACACACACUCAUAACGCAAGUAUUUAAAGCAAAGAAAUUGCACUGCAUCACACAUAGCUCAAUAGUGUGCUAGAUAAAACACUUAGUAGUGGCAUCAUAAGGGUCAUAAUACGGCCAGUGUUCUCAGCUCGCUUUGCUGUUGGAUAUUCAUUCUAGGUCAUACACGUUUUUAAAAAUGUAACUUAAAGUUAAAAGUGCUCUUUAAGAGAUUAUUUGAAAUGAAUUUUCCAAUGUCGGUAGAGAUAUUUUGCUGUUUGUUUUUGAAAGACUGAGCUAAUAUCUCUAAUAGUGUGGCUGCUUGAUAGUGUUUUGCACAGUUUUCUGCCUUGCUGUGCUCUCUUUCGUACUUACAGCGAUUGUCUGCAGCUAUUUCAAGAAGCAUUGUCCAAGGUUAAUWAAKAAACAGCAUUCUGGAUCGCUUCAAAAAUGUCUGGAAAUUGGCCAGUAUUUAAUAUGGUAUUUCAUAUGUGUUCACCAGACAUUGAGGAACCUGAGAGUUGGAAGGCAAAAAGGAAUUCAAACCUCACAAAGACAGCAAAAUUUUGUGUCAAUCUUCUUCAGGUUUAGGUGUGCAGAUGUCUCAAACGAGUUCAUAUCCAAUGUGAUGACCACAAUUCAUUUUGGUCUUGACAACCUUUGUACAAGCUUUUUAAAACUGCUGUUUGUGUAACUGUUUGAACAAAAGUUGCCUCGUUACUAUUUUAGCGCAUGCGCAGCAACUGUAUAUAGUUUAUAUUUCAUGUUUUUAUGAAUCGCUUUAAAGGUCCAUCCAGGGUCUUUUUGCGUUUUUCUUAAGUUUCCAAAGGUCCAUUAACGGCCUCAAAGGGUCAUUAUGAGGAGUUCUCUAAGAGCCCGUCCRCAAGGGUCAACAAAUGGCCAAUAAGAUAAUUACAUUUUUGAUAACUAUAAAAGAAAGCAUAAUUUUGAAUCUACGGCAAAGCGAAUUUUUGAAACGUGCAUUAUUUAUAGACAUUAUUAUAGAUUCGUAUGUAGGAAGAAUUGUAGAUUUCUGUAAAAUGAUUUGUAUUUUUAUGGCGCACUCUUUCGCACUUCAUGUUUUUUGCAAACGCUUUGUAUUUACUAGAUGUUUAUAAUGAAUUAGAAACUGCUGUUCAAUCUCUUAGCCAUGUGAGACAGCUAACUGUACACAUUGAGCAUGCGCAAUGGUCAAUUAAAGCAUUGCGCGGCUCCUACAAACUCAUUUGAAUACUAUGCUAGUUCAUCUUGACAUUACCGCAUUGAAUAUGUCUGCAAAGUUUGCUGCAAUCAAAGACAGCAAUAGUAGUUCCUAAAUGAGUUUGCACAUCGUAUUUGGCUAUCUGGAAAUGCUUGUACUGGUGCCAAAUUGAUAGAAUUAAUAUUCCAUAUAUUUGAGAGAAAAGCUGUUUUCUUGAUCUUUACAAAUAUAGGUAGCUUUUAGCCUGCCAAAUACAUGGUUGUUAACGACCAAAUAUCGUGUUAAGGUGACUCCAACCAGUGUUUUCUUGGUGAAAAUACCAGUCUUCAUCUGCUUAAAUACCAAUUUUAUCAUGAUUGAGCAGUAUUGUUUACGAUGACACAGUUGUAGUCACCUUAAUAAAAUGAAAGUAGAAAAUUGAGUUGAGUCAGGAUUUCUUUAAAGCAACACCCAAUCAGCCACGUAUAUGAAGUAGUAUAUGGAGUGUGCUUUGUUCCAGUAYUAGUCCGACCACUCAGUUUUCUUCGUUGUAUUCGAACCGACAUAUCAUAGUUAUCGGUUUUUUGGGGUUCCUUAAUUACUUUCUUGAUGUUUAACAUUAGAAAAACUGGUUAAUAAAUCCAGACUUUUUGAAUUAGUUUUUGAUACAAAACGUUUGUUGAAUCAAUAAUACAAUCGAUAUAAAAAAAUGUCUGUUAAAAAUGGCAAAUGAUUUUUACAGCAAGUUGUUAGAUUUUAUAUAUACAGUGAAAGGAUCUUAUAUGUUUUGUAAAAAAAGUAGUUGCCUAGAAUAUAAUAGUAGAUGUAGAAUAAGACUAAAAAGGUCUUUAUAAGAAUUUUAUUAAUAUAUAUAUAUAAUAUCAUAUAGGACAGGUAUACAUAGUCGAAUGAAGGGUCUAGUACUGGUUAACAUGAAGAAAGUUUGAUAUUUUUCGUACCUUAAAUGAAAAUAAUGUUUGUAAAUGGUGAUGUCAAGGUAUCUGAGAAGCUUCACUUGAUCUUUCUUCAGUCGGAACAAAAAAAAAUAUUGUGAGGUGCAAAUUAUAUCAUUCCUGGGUUGCACUAAUAAAUCCAAUCUGAAUCCUUUGUUAUCCAAUCAGAGCAGGUCUUCUAAGAAGCUUUGACAAUCAUCUUGUAUAAAACAGAGUGCCUGAUGUUAGUAGUUGUCCAGAGGAAGCGCAGUUGCCAUGGUGAGUUGCCAUGGUUACAGUGCUUGAUCACUUUGCUAAUGCACCUCGGCUUAUGCAUAAUGUUCAGUCCAUUUUAAAUGAAAUGCCAUUCCCUUGAGCCCCGUUUUCGUCUUAAAUGGAUUUAAGACGAAUGUCAUUUAUUGGAUCAGAAAUGUGAUGGCAUUACGUCUAAGCGAGGAGGAUCUAUUCUAGUAUACAUGCAGAACACUUGUAGUAUGCGUAAUGAAAUGAAAGGAGAUCUUACAAGUUGAAAUGAAGCACACCUAUUUGACUACCGUUUAUGUCUGUAUUCUUUUAACCUUGUAGCUAUGGUGAUCACGWCACUGCUGAAUCGAAUAAGACGUCAUAGUCAUGUGACUUACUGCAUUWCUUGUAAACAUCUGGCACACUGUAUAUUUGAAUAAUAAAUGAAACUUGACUUAAA
Messenger RNA from Exaiptasia diaphana, 5348 nucleotides. Its product is annotated as nuclear factor 1 B-type. The record is from RefSeq and is a predicted model, not a curated record. Gene Ontology annotation, cellular component: nucleus. Bases 10 to 2193 code for a protein of 727 amino acids. Gene Ontology annotation, biological process: regulation of transcription by RNA polymerase II. The transcript has 8 exons. NCBI's taxonomy places the organism in Eukaryota, Metazoa, Cnidaria, Anthozoa, Actiniaria, Aiptasiidae. Gene Ontology annotation, molecular function: DNA-binding transcription factor activity, RNA polymerase II-specific; RNA polymerase II cis-regulatory region sequence-specific DNA binding.